AUGAGCUCUAUAAUGUUCAGGCAGUCGAUACGAAGACUAGCUACAGAAGCUACUCCGAUAAUAUCACAACCAAUCUCAACCAUACCCACAACAAUAACAAAUUCAUCUAAUAAACUACACAUAUCACAACCACCAAAAUAUACAUUAGCACAACUUCGUACAUUCCCAAAUCUUGAACCUCAAACAUUUAUUCCAUUACCUUAUCAAUUUUUUAAUACAGAUCAACCAAUAAGAAGAGAUUUAUUAUGGAGUACAGUAGUAUAUGAAGCAGAUAAUUCAAGAGUUGGAUCAAAUUAUGUUAUAACAAAAUCUGAUUCACCAUAUUCUAAUCGAAAAUUACGUCCACAAAAGGGUUCAGGUAGAGCAAGAUUAGGUGAUGCAAAUUCUCCUCAUAUGGAUAAUGAAAUAAAAGCUCAUGCUAUAAAGGGAUAUCAUGAUUGGAGUACUGAUUUACCUAAAAAAAUUUAUAAUAAAGCUAUUCAAACUGCUUUUAUAUCAUUAUAUAAAAAUGGAAAUUUAAUAGUGGUAAAAAAUGAAUGUGAUUUUAAACAAAAUAAUGUUGAAAUAACUCAAUCUUUUGUAUCAUCACAUAAUUUAAAUAAUUUAAAUUUAUUAUUUAUAACUACUGAUAAAAGAGAUAACUUACAACAAAGUUUAAAAAAAUUCUUUUUAAAUGAUAAAGAAUUAUCAAAAUUAAGUAAAAGAGAGAAAGCUAAAGCUAUUGCUAAAGUUAAAGGGAAAGUCUUGAUACAAGAUCAAGUUGAAGUUAGAGAUUUAUUAAAAGCUAAUAGAGUAUUUAUUGAAAAACCAGCAUUGGAAUGGUUUAUUAGUGAAUAUAGUGUUUAA
Molecule: messenger RNA, 846 nt
Organism: Lodderomyces pseudojiufengensis
Lineage: Eukaryota; Fungi; Ascomycota; Pichiomycetes; Serinales; Debaryomycetaceae
Gene: YML6
Product: mitochondrial 54S ribosomal protein uL4m
Exons: 1
Coding region: 1-846 (281 amino acids)
Biological process (GO): translation
Cellular component (GO): ribosome
Molecular function (GO): structural constituent of ribosome
Source: RefSeq, a predicted model, not a curated record